AUGGGUACCAAAUGCGCCCCAAAUUACGCCAUAUUAUUUAUGGACCGAUUGGAAAAUAAUUUUCUGGAGUCUCAACCUCUGAAACCUCUAGUGUGGUGGAGGUUCAUUGACGAUAUCUUCUUGAUUUGGACCUUCCCUCGCGAGGCCCUUACUACCUUCAUGGAGGGUCUAAACCGAUUCCACCCCAAGAUCAAAUUCACGCACGAGGUUAGCUCCACCCAGAUAAAUUUCCUUGACACCACGGUGAUUAAAGAGAUGGACGGCACUUUACAAACUACUCUGUUUACUAAGCCCACGGACGCGCACUUAUAUCUUCACUACAGAUCAUGCCAUCCUCGUCAGCAAAUACGUAACAUUCCGUUUGGACAACUCCUUAGGGUACACCGGAUAUGCUCAACUUUAGAUGAGUUUGAUAAACACAGCAGAACCAUGUGUGACAAUUUUCGAUUACGAGGCUAUCCACGGGACCUUCUAAAAUCCGCCACUAUUAAAGCUAGGAAUGCCGACAGAUUACCGCUACUUAGGAAGGCUGAUACCAACACUAAAACUAUUAUUCCAUUUAUAACCAAAUUUGAUCCCCAUCGACAACACAUUGGAACUAUCUCGAAAAAACACUCAGGCAUUCUCAACCGUAUAGGCCCUAAAAUGAACAACUCGGUGAUUACAGUAGCCUACAAAAAAGCUAAUAACAUUAGGAACCUUCUUGUGAGAUCCGACUUGAAUCCACCAAACCGGACAUCGGGAAGUCAACCUUGUCGCCGACCUUGCAGUCUAUGUCCAUUCAUGGAGACAUGUUCCUCCGUCUCAGGCAAAUCCAACCAACAAACGUUUAUUAUCAGACAAAGUAUAAACUGUAAUUCUAUCAGUGUAGUCUACAUGAUACAAUGUCAAAUAUGCGGAAUCCAAUAUAUUGGACAAACAGGAAAUUCGAUCAGGGAACGCUUUCAUGGCCAUUUCGCUGAUAUCAGGAAUGCAAAUAAACACAAACCAGUCUCGCGUCACUUUACAUCUAUGGGACAUGACGCAGGAAGUAUGAAAAUUACUGGACUUAAAAUCACAUCGCAGAAUGUCAAUACCCGCUUACGCACGGAAGAAGCCUUCAUCACGCAUUUAAACACUGCGGAACCACAUGGACUAAAUAUCAGACACGGAUAG
Molecule: messenger RNA, 1155 nt
Organism: Ylistrum balloti
Lineage: Eukaryota; Metazoa; Mollusca; Bivalvia; Pectinida; Pectinidae
Exons: 1
Coding region: 1-1155 (384 amino acids)
Source: RefSeq, a predicted model, not a curated record